AUGGCAUCUCCUGAUAUUACUCUUCAUACUUUCUCAACUACCAACAGAGUAAAAGUUAGCAUUGCUCUUAAAGAAUUAGGACUUCCUUAUAAACCCCGAGUAUUUGAAAAUCAAUCCACAAGGAAAAUUCUUGCUCUCACGGAUCAUGAUUUUAAUGUAUUUGAAAGUGGUGCUAUUUUAAUUUAUCUUGGUGAAAAUUAUGAUCCUGAAGAGAAAUUAUUGCCAAAGGAUCCCAAAUUAAAAAGUCAAGUUAUACAAUGGAUUAUGUUCCAAGUGGCUGGACUCGGACCUAUUCAAGGACAAGCUAAUUUUUAUAAUACUUUCUCACCAGAACUUGUUCCAUAUUGCAUUGAACGUUAUACCAAAGAAACCAAAAAAUAUUACACCAUCUUAAAUGAUUUCUUGGAAAAGAAGGAGUAUUUAGUUGGAAAUAGGUUUACUUUAGCAGAUAUUGCAAAUUAUUCUAUGGUUAAGUUCCACGUCUUUUGUGGAAUUCCAAAUCUAGAUGAUUUUCCAAAUUUAAAAGCUUGGGUGGCUCGCAUUGAUGCAAGACCUGCUACUCAAAAAGGCAUAGAU
Molecule: messenger RNA, 576 nt
Organism: Funneliformis mosseae
Lineage: Eukaryota; Fungi; Glomeromycota; Glomeromycetes; Glomerales; Glomeraceae
Source: the annotation of a GenBank genome assembly